UUAUGAAUAUUAUCAACCAGUUAUUGGCAGGAGCUAAUUGUAUACCAAUUCAUAACCAGUUUAGUAUUUAGACUCAAUUUCCAGAUGUCCAACAAUAAGAAUGCCAUUCCAUAACCAAAGGAAAAGGAUGAAUAACUUAAUUUGCUUUAAAAUACUAUUUUCUCUAAUUUAGUACAUAUACUUCUAAUAUAAUUAGCUUAUGGCAUCAUAAAUGAAAACUGUCUAGUAAUCAUAAACAUAAUAAGUUUAAGUAGUACAAAAGUCAAAAAAGAUGUAUCUAUUUGUAAAUAUCGUUUUAGAAGUAAACGUAACAAUAAUUGUGGACACCCUGAAAAAGAACAUUAUGCUAAGGGUAUGUGUAAUAAUUGUUAUCACAAAUAUGGUAGAACAAAGAAACCAUGGAUUUGUGGACACGAUAAAUUAUAUGCUUGUAAUAUUUAUUUAUUUAAUAACUAUUAGAAGGAUUAUGUUAGAAUUGUUAUAUUAACAAAUACAAUUAAAAAAGAAGAGAAUUAGGUGACAAUGAAAUUCUUAAGCAAGAAGAUCCAAAUCAAUAGUAAUUAGAAUAAUAAUAGUCAUGA
This is a messenger RNA of Paramecium pentaurelia, 581 nucleotides long. The record is from the annotation of a GenBank genome assembly. NCBI's taxonomy places the organism in Eukaryota, Ciliophora, Oligohymenophorea, Peniculida, Parameciidae.